AUGACGGUACACCUAGACCGCGUAUCGAGGCUGUACACACAGCCGACGUAUAACCCGGGGCGUCAAGUCGGGCCCAUAAAGUUGCAGCCGUUACCAGGCCGCGGUCGGGGCCUGGUGGCGGAUCGCGACAUCCCCGCGGCCGAGGCUGUGUUGCUGAGUGAGGCGGUUGGGGGGGUGCUACGAGGGCCCCCGGGGGCCGAGCUGCGGCCCCGCCAGCUCGCCGAGCACCUGGAGCGGCUGCAGAGGGCCGGCAGUGGCAGUGGCAGUGGGGGCGGCGGGGACGGGGACGGGGUUGGACUGGGGCCGCCGGACAGGGUGCGCUUGCGGCUGUUGUACGACGGCUCCCCACCUGAUUCCCCUCGGUCUCUCCGGAACCGCGGCGCCUCCCUGGAGGCCGAUUUCCUCAAGUUGGAGGACAAGCUGAGGCGGGCGGCGGAGGCGCCGAAGAAGGCCAAAGGAAAGGGUUUCGGAGCGCCAGCGGCGGCGGGGGCGGCGGCGGCCGCGGGAGCUGUAGGCCAGACCGACUACAAAGGCAGCGUCGAUGCAGCCUCUCUGUCUGGUGCCCCCCUGCAGCCAGAUGAACUCCUCCGUACGGCAUUGUACAACAGCUGGGGUCAUACGGCGGGGGAGCUGGGCGCCACCGCGUUGAGGGGGGAGGUCUCGGGGGCCAUCAUAGGUGAGUCCAAAAGGUGGUUCGAGCUUCUUUGGUAUUUCGCGUUGGUGUCGGCAGUUCAGGACAUUUCCCGCGGUGCUGAGGUGACGACCAGCUACCUGGGGGAGCUGGCACUGGCGCCCCUGGAGCGCCGGAGGGAGUGGUUGAGGGGCGCGUACGGCUUCGAGUGCGAAUGCGACCGAUGCACGGCGGAGGCCUCCAUUCCCCCGCCUGUGACGGCGGCAGUAGCGGCAGCCUACCAGUCGGCACAAGCUCUGAAGACCAAGACCGAGGGGGAGGCAGCUGCGGCCGGCGGCGGCGGUUGGGAUCUGGAGGCGUCAUCUGUACGGCAGUUGGGACCAGCUGUGACGGCGGCGGUGGAGCAGCUGGAGGCCGCCAUGGACUCGGCGGGGUUGCCCGCCCGGACACGGUCCUGGCUCCGCGCGUCCGCCUACACAGCCUACUACGCCAGGGCGGCUUUGAGGGAUGUUCCCGGGGGGAGUGAAGUCGGUACGGGAGGAGGAGGGGGAGGUGGUGGUGAUGAGGGUUGUGGGAGUGUGUUGUUUGGUCGCGGCGGUGAUGCGUCGCGGUCGCCGGUGCCCUACAGCGACCCGGCUAUUCCUGCUGAGCUGGCGGAGGUGAUCUCGAGCGUUGCCUCAGGUACGGACCUUCACCUGUACCUGACGCUGGAGGCGCUGUCCCGCAGUGCGGAGUCCUUCCCCCGAGAUGACCCACGGGUCGCUGAGGCCACCCGGAUCUGCCUGCGUGCCCACAUCCUGAGAUACGGCCGUACCUCAGAUACCGUACUGCGGGAACUGCUACAGGCCCGGAGCACCUACCCCCACUACCUGGGCCGUGUCGACUGCAGUGCCUCCGCACCCUCGGGGCCCGCAGCGCAACAUCAAGAACAACAGCAACAGGACGGGGAGCGCCAACAGCCCCUCUUCGCGAACAAUCCUGUCUUCUAUGCUGGCGUGAUGGUACGGGGCCAUAAAGGGGACUUGGUGCGUCUGUUUGAAUUGCCACCGACGGAGGGACGAAUGUACAUCUUUGAUCACUACGUCUGCUUCUACUCGGCCGUUUUUGGCUUCGCCAAAAAGCGCCGGAUGCCAACGCGGACAAUUAAGGCUGUGCGGAAAAGGAAGCACCUGGGUUUUCCCAACUCCCUCGAGAUUGAGACGGACGAUUACAAGGAGUUCUUCACCUCGUUUCUCUCCAGGGAGGAGGCCUACCAGCUGAUCAAUAAGCAGCUGCAGGAGGCCAAGCGGUCAGGUUUGGAGAGCGGCUCGUCCCGGGUGCGCCGAUCCACUGACAACGGCUCCUUCUUCAAUGGGGCAGGUAACGGCACCAUCCACGAGCAGUCCAGUCCGCAGUCCGCCUCCAGGGGUGGCACCCUGGACGGUGGGGGUGGCCGGAGAGGGGGAGGGGGUCCUCAUGGCGGGUGUGGCAGUGGCGGGGGAGCUGCUCGCGGCGGCCUCAACGGCGAGCGGUCCCUGCUGACCCGCCACUCGGGCUCCCUAGGGGAUGACGACAACGACGAUGAGGAGGACAGCGGAAGCGUGUGGGUUAUGGAGCCACGUCCCGCCCCGGCCGUAGCCGCCGGAUCCCGUCAUGUACUGCAUACGACACUGCCGGGAAGUCCCCGGGAGUUCUUCGAUGUCGUACUGGCGGACAGUGCGCCGUUCUUUGAGGACUUCCUGGAUAGCCAGGGCAAUCGGCGCAUCAACCUGACCUCCUGGAAGCGCCACCCUCAGCUGGGGUACGUGAGGGACAUGAACUUCACCGCCCCCAUCAAGGGCGCGUUCGGCAACUGGGGGGUGAGCCACACCGCCUGCUUUCAGUCCCAGAGGUUCUGUCUGUACGAGGACGAGCACAUCGUGUUCGAGAGCAGUCAGACGAUGACGGACAUUCCGUACGGCGACUGCUUCACCGUGGACCAGCGGUGGGACAUCCGCCGGGAGGUGUUCGUGUCAGAGGGAGGGGGGGCGGACACGGGGGACAGAGCCACGAUAUCGUUCGACCUGCAUGUGCGUGUGCCCUUCACCAGCCGUUGCCUGUUCAAAUCGGUCAUUGAAAGCGGGUCAGUCAAACAGGUGCAGGACACGUACGCGCAGUUCGUAGAGCAGCUCAGACCCUUCCUGGAGGAGCGGCUGCUGUCCCGGAACACGCUCAACAUGACUAUGGUGCACCAGCAAGACAACUUGCCGCCGCCGCAGCUCUCCCAGACCCCCCGUCUCAACCGCGGCGGCGGCGGUAUGGGCUCCCUAGCGGCCAGGUCCACGCAGAUGACGCGCUCGGUGCAGCUGCAGCGAACCGCCUCCCACCUGACCUCUCGCACGCCGGGGCGGCACGUGACUGGCUCCGCGGCAUUUGAGAGCGCCGAUUUCGGUGAGGGGGGUGUCGGCGGGGGUACUGCAGCUCAGCAGCUACGUCAGAGCUUUCACCUCGGCGGCGGCGACAGCCGUGGCGGCGGCAACAUCAAUGGCGAACACAGCGUCGCGCGGCUGUUGCGCAGCUUGGGCAGGCGCCUCGCGGAGGGCGCGCGCGGCGUAUUCGAAUCCGGCGUCGAUGUCGUACUCAACCUGUCGCAAUGCCGUACAACGCCGCAGAUGCGCUUCCUGAUCGCCCUCGUCUUGGCCAUGUUUUUGGCAAAUGCGGUGUGCAUGCUGGGAUACCUUUGGCACGGUUGGUCAUCUUCCUCCGCUGCUUCCGUCGCUGGCGGCGGCGGCAGCGGUGGUGGCGGCGGCGCCGUAGCGCUGGACGGCAUCUUCUUCGGGCCGCUGCUACCCGACGGGGGCGCCGCUGCCGUCAUGUCCGACCUGUCGGCAGCACUGGGCGCCGCCGCCGGCACGGGUGGCAGCGGCGGCGGUGCUGGCGGCGGCGGCGGCGGCGGGGUGUCGUAUUGGGUUCAGCGGAUGGCGCUGUUGCAGCAGGAGAUUCAGUUGCUCCAGGGGCGGAUGGAGAUCCUGUCCAGGGAGGUCAGUGUGGUGAUGGUGCAACUGACGAAGGCGGCUGGGUCAGCGGCGGCGGCGGCGGCGACGGGGGGCGCCGACCCUGCGGCGGCGGCGGCGGCAACGGUAGCUGGCGGCGCUUUUUCCGCGGCUGCAGGGGAGUCCUGA
Molecule: messenger RNA, 3771 nt
Organism: Volvox carteri f. nagariensis
Lineage: Eukaryota; Viridiplantae; Chlorophyta; Chlorophyceae; Chlamydomonadales; Volvocaceae
Exons: 23
Coding region: 1-3771 (1256 amino acids)
Source: RefSeq, a predicted model, not a curated record